Messenger RNA from Lethenteron reissneri (Far Eastern brook lamprey), 11167 nucleotides. It is a transcript of the gene ARFGAP1, whose product is annotated as ADP ribosylation factor GTPase activating protein 1. Gene Ontology annotation, cellular component: Golgi membrane. Gene Ontology annotation, biological process: regulation of endocytosis; regulation of ARF protein signal transduction. Lineage: Eukaryota; Metazoa; Chordata; Hyperoartia; Petromyzontiformes; Petromyzontidae. The record is from RefSeq and is a predicted model, not a curated record. Gene Ontology annotation, molecular function: GTPase activator activity.
CGUCAUCGUCAUCAGCGGCGGCGGUAGCAGCGGCCCCGAUCACUACUCGAGCCGAUUCGUAAUCAUCGAUCAUCAACCCAUCGAUCAUCAAGCCAUAGAUCAUCAACCCAUCGAUCAUCAACCCAUCGAUCAUCGUCGAUCGGCGAUUCUUAUCGCCUGUCCGUCUCGGCGACUGGCGGCUUCCCGUCCCGGCAGGAGCCGAGGCGGCGAGCAGCCGAGGAGGCCGCAAGCCCCGAGCCGCGUCCUGCCCCCGCGGCCAGCCUCGAGCCGGCGCAGGAGGAGGAGGAGCCAUGGCGAGCCCCAGGACUCGGCGAGUGCUCAAGGAAGUCCGCGGCCAGGACGACAACGCGACGUGCUUCGAGUGCGGAGCGUUCAACCCGCAGUGGGUGAGCGUCACCUACGGCAUCUGGAUCUGCCUCGAGUGCUCGGGGAGGCACCGGGGGCUCGGGGUGCACCUCAGCUUUGUGCGCUCAGUCUCCAUGGACAAGUGGAAGGACCUGGAGCUGGCGAAGAUGAAGGCGGGGGGCAACACGAGGUUCCGCGCCUUCCUGGGGGAGCGCGACGACGUGGAGGAGGGCUGGACGCUGCAGGAGAAGUACAACAGCCGCCCCGCCGCCCUCUACCGUGACAAGAUCUCGGCGCAGGCCGAGGGGCGCGAGUGGUCCGAGGAGACGUCGGAGGCCCGGAACUGGGCGCCUCCGCAGGCCGGCGGCCGCCUCAACGCCUCCCACAGGAACAGCAGCAGCAGCUCCAAGCAGCAGGCGCCCUCCUCCUUCGCCACGACCAGCGACUACGAGGACUGGCUCGGUGACGACAGCUACCAGAGCGGCGGUGGCCACAGCGGCCAUGACAGUCGCUACGUCGGCUUCGGCAACACCGUGGAGCCGCAGAAGAAGGACGACGACCUCCUCAACAACGCCAUGUCCUCCUUCUACUCCGGCUGGAGCAGCUUUGCGGUGGGGGCGAGCAAGAUCGCCACCGUGGCCAAGGAAGGGGCCGCUAAGCUGGGAUCCCAGGCAUCUCAAAAGCUGUGGGGCAACAAGGAUCCGGCAUCUGAGCUAAGCCAGACGAUGAGUGAUAACAUCAUCAAGCCUGCGACAGACAAGGUUAAGGACGGCAAGAUUCUGGACGACGUGUCGUCGUCGGUCUCACACCUGGCCACCAAGAUGCAGGACGUGGGAGCCAAGGGCUGGAGGGAGGUGUCGAACCUGUGGUCGGGGAGACAGGGCCACGAGACGCUGCCCGGAGUCGACUCGCCACACCGAGAGGGCGACACAGCGGCACAGAACAGCAGGAAGUGCGCUGACGGGACCUUCUGGGAUGACUUUGGGCACGAGUCGCAGGCCGGGGCGCCAGCGGCUGACAUCGACAACUGGGACUUUGUGAGCGAGCACAGCGCAGCGCGGACGCAGGACGGCUGGGACGGCUGGGGCGCGGAGCAAGACGACAAGAAGGGCGGCAGGGGCGGUGGCGGUGGCGGCAGGGGCGGCGGCGGCGGCGGUGCCGGCGAUCCACGCCGGCAGGACAGCUGGGAUGCCUCCUGGGAUUCCGGCUGGGACGUCGGGAAGAAGGAGAAGAGCAAAGCGAACGACGGCGCUGGCGGCGACGCAGGAGGAGGUGGGGGAGCCGUCGACAGCAGCAGCAGCAAGCGGGCAGCCAAGGCUGAGGAGCAAGACGCCUGGGACGCCGUGGGGUGGUAGCCGGCAUGGGAGAGACGCUCGCUGGGUGCGCGAGCGAGGCCACGCUCCCCCAGCGGUGGCCCCUCCUCCGAGUUGCGACGGCGAGGCGGAUGUGGUACUGGACUGGGGGGUUCGUCGUAUCCAGCGUCGGUGGGGGGGGGCGGCGGCGUCCGAUGUCCGGGUCGGUGGCGCGUUAAAUGUCAUCUCGGUCGGUCUUCGUCGGUGUGGUGAAUUCUUGACAGGGAGGGGAGCAGUCCACGUCUCUCUCUCGGUGCUCCUGCCACGCUCUCUUCUGUCCGUGCUUUGCGCCCUCCAGCGUCUCGUCCCCCCCCCUCCUCCCCGCCGCUGUGACCCAAACUCGGCCAAAGUCACCUCAAAGUCAGGAUUUUUUAGCGAGGGGGGGUGAGAGGAUUGGUCGGCACGUGUGCGUGCGUACGUACAUUGGACUUGCUCCGCAUCACCGCACGUCGCCAGCCGUGGUAAGGGGAGGUGCGGGGUUGGGGUGUGGAACAUGCGACCAAGUUUCAGGUGUCCGCGGUGCCGGGUGACGUUGCUGCUACUCUACUCGCGUGGCUCCCAAUUGAGUAGUUGCAGGUGAACAAAAAACCGUCAGCAUUGGGGCCACGUUCCGGAAAGUGGGAAAUCGUUUUCAACCUCGAGGCAGUCUGAAACAAAUAGGCGGAGCAUCGGUCCGUACGCUGGUCGUGAUAUGGUUUACGAAACGUCGAUCCGAGACCGGGCCUGCGGUGAAUAGCUUCACGGGAGAUUGACUCGAAGCGCCUUAUAAACGACGACGUGAGAUAUUCGUUCGUCAUUAGUUGUGAUGCCCGUGACAGCGAUUCCCCUCUGUGUGGUUUGGCUGGGGGGGGGGGGGGUGUUUCGGCCCCAAGGCCCCCUUAUCGAUUUUUGGUUUUCUUCCUCUCUGUGCGCAGGCAAUUACAACAUCGACGCCGGGACACGUCGGCUCAAUCUUAGAGGCCCCAGUGCAUUCGUCCCUCCAAAUUGCAGACGACGGCGAAGCGGUUUCGUUCGUUACACCUGCAGAGUGGAAACUGACGCUCGGCAACACGAAUAACGCGGCCUGCGACAACAUUGUACUCGCUGCAGUGCCGCCGCCGGCUUUUGAUAGCGAGUAAUUAAAACCUUUUAAUAGCGAGUAAGUAAAACCUUUUGAUAGCGAGUAAUUAAAACCUUUUGAUAGCGAGUAAGUAAAACCUUUUGAUAGUAAUUAAUUAAAAUCAAGCCGUCAGGAUUUCCUUCACGACUAGCUGCCGUGGGUCUUACACGAGCCCAGCCCCGCGUCGAAAUGAAUCGCAGCCGAAUACUCUAAAAACACGCGGCGAUGUCGAUUAUAAAUGCGGAGGAGGGAAAAAGCACGGGAGCCGGAGAUAAAUCCAGGCGACCACGGGCAGAGAGAGAGAGAGAGACACCGCAAACUCCAAAUGCACAGCAGGCGUCAGGGGUCAGGGAUCGAACCCACGAUCUCCUGUAUACCUGGCGAGGUAGUUAACAUCUCGCCACUGCCGCCGUCACUGCUGUUGAUGUAUUUUAAGUGUUGGGGGGGGGGGGGGGGGCGGGGAAUGACUGUGCAGACAUUGGCACUCCGAGGGAUGUUCAGGAAAUUAAAAUUAAAACUGAUGGAGGGGAUCCCUUGACGCGUGAUGUGCCCACUGAGCAAAGACAAAGAUCCCCGUAUAGCCUCAACAGAUUGUUGGGGCAAGUGCUGUUAGCGAGCACCUUUGAAGGCCGGCACUGGCACACCAGGGUAUGGGUGGCUCGACCGUCUUUGUCUCCCCAGUCGUGAUGUUUUACACGCCGCACCAGGUACUCAUUUGAGGCCGAGUCGACCUAGGGGAGGCCCAGGACCGGUUCAGAUAAUCGUGACCGGCGUUGGCCGUGAGCGGGAAUCGAACUCGGGUCGCCGGGUUGGUAGUGCAGCGCAGCGCUAACCGCCACGCUACCGCUCCCCACACUCGCACACAGACACAGACACACUCGCACACAGACACACUCGCACACAGACACAGACACACUCGCACACAGACACAGACACACUCGCACACAGACACACUCGCACACAGACACAGACACACUCGCACACAGACACACUCGCACACAGACACACUCGCACACAGACACAGACACACUCGCACACAGACACACACACACUCGCACACAGACACAGACACACACACAGACACACUCGCAGACACACACAGACACACUCGCACACAGACACACACACACAGACACACUCGCACACAGACACACUCGCACACAGACACACUCGCACACAGACACUCGUACACAGACACACUCACACACAGACACACUCGCACACAGACACAGACACACUCGCACUUGCACACAGACACACUCACACUUGCGAGUCUGCCUGGAGCCGUCUGCCGAGGGUUCCGUUGAGCGAGCGCGAACCGUCUUUCUCGCGUCGGGUCACACCGACCACUCUCUCAUUUCAGUGUUCCGGUCGCCGUGAUAAAAACACUCGAAGGGAAACAAUAAUGACGGUAACGUCACGGUCGUAGAUUCACAUCGGGUCUUCGUUGGUGCCCAAGAGGAGUUGGUGAACUCCGGCUCAAUGAAAGGCUGUGGGAUCUUGGCUGGUGGGAGGAAAACAAAAAACGUCUCUUGAAUAACUUGGAGCUGUUUUUUUUAGGCUUAGCCCCAACUGGGACUGGAGUCCAACAUCACGUCGCUUGAACCUAAAACCUUUGGGUGCUUGUACAUUUUAUGAUGACAAAUUCUAUUCGUUUCAAGCUCCAAUCUUUCCCAUGGCUCUUUGCGUCUGUUGCUUAUUGCUUGAUUAUUUUUUACUUUCAGCCUUGUCAAUCCACGCCGGUUUGACGAUACUUUACCACCACGCCGGUCAGUGCGGGCUGAUGAAGUUGUCGGAGGAAGCCAGGAAGCGGUUCAUGCGUCGCUCGUCACGUGUUCACCACGGUUCAUGCGUCGCUCGUCACGUGUUCACCACGGUUCGUGUGUUGCUCGUCACGUGUUCACGGUUCACGCGUCGCUCGUCACGUGUUCACCAUGGUUCAUGUGUCGCUCGUCACGUGUUCACCACGGUUCAUGCGUCGCUCGUCACGUGUUCACCACGGUUCGUGUGUCGCUCGUCACGUGUUCACCACGGUUCAUGUGUCGCUCGUCACGUGUUCACCACGGUUCGUGUGUCGCUCGUCACGUGUUCACCACGGUUCAUGUGUCGCUCGUCACGUGUUCACCACGGUUCAUGCGUCGCUCGUCACGUGUUCACCACGGUCCAUGCGUCGCUCGUCACGUGUUCACCACGGUUCAUGCGUCGCUCGUCACGUGUUCACCAUGGUUCAUGUGUCGCUCGUCACGUGUUCACCACGGUUCAUGCGUCGCUCGUCACGUGUUCACCAUGGUUCACGUGUCGCUCGUCAUGUGUUCACCACGGUUCACGCGUCGCUCGUCACGUGUUCACCACGGUUCGUGUGUUGCUCGUCACGUGUUCACCAUGGUUCACGCAUCGCUCGUCACGUGUUCACCAUGGUUCACGCGUCGCUCAUCACGUGUUCAGCAUGGCCAGGAAUCGACCUCGAGGUCACGGGCCUCUCAGCCCUAACACCACCGCUCCUCUUCCCAAAGCCGUCCGAGUGCUCGCCGCCACUCGGGAGCGAGCAGCUCCAGGACGCGGCCAGUACGGGACGACGGUGCCCGGCGCCCUCCGCUCCCACCGCGAGCGUGUUCUGUGUUUUAAAACGCAGCGGCCGUGCUCGCCGCGGCGACUCCCGACCACUGCACUCGCGACGACUUGCUAUUGGACGCAGGAGUGGUUUGGGGGGGCCAGUAGGGCUGCCGAGUGAGGAUUAGGGGGGGCAACGGAAUCGUGAUACGCCGCUUAGGAGAGGAGUGAUCUUUGGUGACAUUUGGUGGUGCAGGGCCUACCCUAGCGCCAGCCCGGACCCCACGGUGUCCCGCGUGCGUGCUCAGUAGCUGUUGAGGCUAAUUCCACCUACACGCCACCGCUGCUGCAAAAUGUAUGGUUUUUUUCCGUCGAUUUGACACCAAAUGUUUAACGAACGCAAAAAAAAGCCAAAACUUUUCCAUCUAAUCGGCGAUGCGUGCCGUGGUCGCAUCCUUGUAGCGGCACUGAUCGGGCACCGGAGGGGUUUGUUUAACAUCCGCGUGCGUGCACGUGCGUGUGCCAGAAGGCAGGGGGCGGGUGUUGCUGUCGAGCGGCAAAGGAGGUGCGCGCACGCUCGCGCGAUUGUCUCUCGCACCAUAAUUGGAUAACGUGAAGGGGGGGGGAGGCGCGUUUGAUCGCGCGGUUGCCCUCUGCAACUUAACUAAAAAGAACUAAAACUGUUCGCUCCCCGCUCCCCCUCUGUUGUCGGUAUGAAUGGACCAAGAGAAACGAAGUGAAACGCGCUGCUCGAGGGAGCGGGAGCUGAAACGCGUUCAGGACAACCUCAAGGGCAAACGGCAAUGUGCAAUAGUGCCGGCAUUUAAGAAACCGGGGCGGCGCUGUUUAGGCCGCUUGCUGCAGUCCAGCCGGCGCGCGUUGUGUACGCGGGGGGUGGGGUGGGUGGGAUUCGUGCAUUCGCGUACGGCAGAGAGAGAGCGGGGGGGGAACGACUUACCAAAACGCCACCGGUGAAAGUGAAUAUAAAAAAACAAAGAAUUAUUAUUAUAAGUGUGCCGUUAAACCCGCCGCCGCCCGUCACGGACAAUUUGGCGAGGUUCGCCCGCGUAAACAAGACGUGCCGAUUGUAGAUUUGAUAGUUUGGCACACCGAUUGUAUGUGUGUGUCGGAGAGUAAAAAACAACCCAAGACGUUCACAAUACGAGUAACCACGACGUUUCGCCGGUGAUUACCACAAACAACAACAACAACCAGCCAAGCCUAUCUAGGCAACGGCCACAAUUGUGGAGAAUUCCUCCCGUUUUGGUCUUAAAUGGAGCGGUCGAUGUCAUCGCUGUGGGCCUGUCGGGUUAAUAAUGGUCGCGUUCGGCCCAACAAGUAGAACUACUGCUGCGCUCUGUGCGCCACGUGAUUCGUCGUUGUCGCCGUUGUUGCUGCUGCAUACACCACCCACGCUGUUCGUUUUCGGCACGAGGCUCCUGCUGCGUUUUGAGAAUUGAGGUCUCAAAUGCGGCACAGAGAUGGGCAGGUUUCCUGAGACCCCCCCCCCCGCCCCCCCAACUCGUCACGGCGAGCCCAGAGGUGGGCUUUGGCUUUUCGAGGCCACAUUCUCCCUGAUGAGGGCCCAGUAAAAAGUCAAAAACGGCCCAGCUCCUGCAAUCGAGACGAACGCUCGUGGUGAGCGUUAUCGGGAAUUAAAUGUAGCUCCUCGGUAGGAAGAUUUCCUUGCCCUGUCGCGCAUUCGUAAUUAAAGUAGUUGGCCGGAACCUGCAUGAAAAACCGUGGAAUCACCGAUGUUUGUUUCAACCCCGCUUCCUACCGUGUUUCUGCACGUGCAUGGAUACACAGCUGUGCAUGACUGUAUUUUACAAACGAUACUCCAGCUGACACACCAUCGUCGUGACCACGUCACCAGGAUCGUGCCCCGAUCUCGUCUCGGAUCUCUGACGCUCAGCAGGCGUGCGCUUGCGGAUGGGUGACCACGACGCAGAAUGGGGUUGUCGUCCAGGUGGCUGCCGGGAUCCAUUCGGGACAUUUGGUCAAAUGCAUUGUUGUGUUGCAGUUAUACGCUCCCACGUCCUUUGCUCCCCAGUUUCACUAACCCAGUGACCGGCGUGGCGAAGUAUGGUCAAGUAGCCCCCCUCCCCCAACGGCCUGCACAGUAUGGGGGGAGGAUGCCCUCAUCCAGCUCACCAUCGUGUGGAAAUGUCGAGCAGCAGCCAAAUACUCUAAACGUGACGUCGAUUCGAAAUGCGGAGGGGAAAAUACCUGAGGACCCGGAGAAAAAUCCACACGACCAUGGGGAGAGAGAGAGACACACACCACAAACUCCAAAUAAUGGAACCCACGCCCUCCUGUAUACCAGGCGAAGUAGUUAACAUCUCGCGGCAGUAUUAACCAGGGCGGCCGCUUGGGUUCGCACCACAAACAUCUGCAACGGGGCGGCCAACGUGCUACCGCACGGGUCACCGCCCCUGCCGAAUCUAUUGCACAAUACGAUAGAACCCCUCUUAACGACGGUGAUUGGUGCCACAAAACCGGCCGUUAAGUGACUUGGUCGUUAAGCGAGUAUAGGAAAUGCACGUUAAAGACUUAAUUCGUUCCGAUAGCAUCGAAAGUUACCUCACCAAAAUAUACGCACUUUAAUAUACUUAAACAAUUGAUAUUAAUACAUGAAGAUACUAACAAAAUGAUAAACACAUAGUUUCAAAAAAAGGCUUAAUGCAUUCAUAUUUACUGUACCUAGAACAGCACGCCGUUAACAGGGGAAUGGUCGGUAAGCGAACACAUUGGGCUCCUAGAGGCCUGUCAUUAAGCGAUUAGUCGUUAACAGGGGUUCUACUCCACUAAUAUUGAAACCAAUUCUAACGCUCUCCGUUUACGACGGGGAAAACUCAUCAAACAGAACACGUUCAUGCAGGGGCUGGAGAAUGAUGAAUCGUGAGCGGCAAGUGGUGGUAAUAGCACGAAAAAUGUGAUUAUUCGACGUGAGAGAGAUGCGAUUGUGACCACAAGAUCGGUCCUCCUGCGAUGCGCGCGUCACGUGAUGCCACGGUACUGCAUGCCCAGCGCCUCCCUCGUUAUUCGCGGCGAGGGAAGCAGAUUUCGCGGAUAAUGAUAUUGGCCGAGGAAAACCUUUUAAAUGAUUUACCGUAAAUAAAUACAUGAGCUAUUAAAUACGUGACGAUUAUCGUGACACAAUUUGAAUUGGUCAUAAUAAACAAAGUAAAUACUAAAUAAAUAUAAAAGGAUUAAAUAAUAGUUUAUAAUGAACUUACCUUAUUUCAUCAUAUUCUCUCUCAUCACUUUUUCUCAUCGCUUUACCUCUCAUCGCUUUAUCUCUCGUCACUUUAUCGCAUCACUUUAUCUCGCAUCACAUUCUCUCUCAUUACUUUCUUUAUCCGUGGACAGCCCAAUUCGUGAAUAACGCACCUUUGCCGCCUACGAAUAACCUUUUGUGCGUAACGUUUACACUCCGUCUUGCGCCGUUUACACUCCGUCUUGCGUCGUCGACUGCAACGCAAUAUCAGCAGCGGGAUGCGUUUAGGUUAUUUUUCUUGUUAAAAUUUAAAUAGAUCCGAAAUGAUUUUGGUUACCAAUGCGUGGGUAGGUGGGAAACCAUUUGCCAAUCCACUGCCUGAUUAAUGCCCCGCCACGCUCUAUCGGUCAGGGGGUUUGUUUGACCAUACUUCACCAGGAUUUUGUGAUGGGUGGGGAGGGUGGCCAGGGACCUGUUCAUAUAUCAAUUGCAGCCAAUAUUAACAGGGACUGGGAAUAGAACUCAUGCCUCUGGGUAUCGUCGCAACCGCUCCAUUUUGCGAGUCGUUAAAGUUAAUACGGAGAGUGGUGCAGGGGUGGGGCUUCACACACCCAUUCUCUACACGUUGCUGUUGUUGUUCAAUGGCGAUUUUAGCCGUAUACUCAAGUUUGGCAAAAAAAAAUGUUUUUUUAUAUUUGUGUUGCUGUAGUAACCAUGUCAUUUUGCCAGACGUUCUGGCGUUUUAAAGUAGUUUCCUUUAACGCAUAAUUCCACACCACCCGAUUUGCUUGUCAAUUACCGAGUACAAGCUUGGGGCUCGCCGACAGACAUGCCACUGAAGCAAUUCGAGUAGUGACGUCGCCAAUGAUUACAACAACCUGCAUCAUCAGGCGACAGCCAGUUGUGCUGCUGGUUGUAAUUAGUGGCGAAACGUCACUCGAAUUGCAAAUGUUGUAGGUUUACUCUCCAACACAAGCGGUGUGCUGUACUGGUAACAAAUUUGCACGUUUUGUUUUUGGGACAAACCUUAAUAAUUGGCUGUGUCGGGUGGUGGUGGGGUUUAACGACACAUUUAUAUUUACGCGAUCCAACCCAUUUAUUCUGGGGAUUUCCAAAGCGUGGCGUGAUGCCAAAAAAAAAGAUGUUUAAGACUUCGUCACAUUAUCAGCAGGACAUGGUUUUCACGUCAUCUAACAAAUCCCAAAUUUAAUUAUCACCUGGAAAUAAAGACUUGAGAGAGAGAAUAUUGUUUGUAAAUUAAUUUUGUAAAUUUUUCACUAAGUUUAUCCCGAUUGUGCUGUUGGCGGCAUGAGAUAGACAUCUCCUGAACGACCGCGCGAAAGCGAAUUCCGUUGCAGAGCUACCUCCAAGACCCACACACAGAGCAUCUCACUUCCCACGUUGGUGAACGGCAUGCGGAAGCGGAUAUCAAAGAGCUACCUCUGAGAUUCCUUCGAGUGACCUCUCUGGUGCACGCAUGCUAUGGGGGCAGCCACAUGCCACUCGCUCGGCUACACCAGAGUAAAUGCUCGCCGUGCCACGGACAAACUCGUAGUUUUAAUUCUCUAGAGCUGUAAUUUCGCCAACUUAAGUGCACAACCAGAAUGUGAUGCGUGUUUUAUUUGUGCUGUCGUUGCUGACCAGGCUAACUGGCCCCCCGCUGACUUACAACUACUACAAAUUAGGGAUUGACUGAACUGCCUUGCGAGCGAUGGAUUUCAAGGGGGCCUUCGUUCAUUGUUAAAUAGCAGCUGCCGAUCGUGGUGCGUUACGGGGCAGGCGUGUGGAUCUUUUUUCUUGUCGUACGGCUGACGUAGAUGCAGAGAAACAACGACAAUUUCACAUUCCGGUGGUCAAGCCAGACAACCGCGUCAGGCGCAGCCGAGUAGUAGUAGUGUAUCAUCGCUGUGUGGACAAUAGUGGCUGAACGGUCGCGUGCUCUGGGGAAUCGUGUCGACCAUUACGAACCCAUUGGGGUUGCGAACCGUAUUGCCGAGUGUUAAUUUAAGUGUGAUGUUGUGCCGUCUUCUGUAACUGUACCCUAUUCAUUGACCCUUUCCCGUUCCGAUGACGUGCAUACGUACGUACACGUCAUGAGUUGUUCUUCCAAUUCUAUUGCCGUGUUAAUUUAAGAAAAAGCUGAAAUAAAAUCACGUUAUCGUUACCGAGGCUCCCACAAGGCCAUGCUGGAGGGCCGUGUGUGGUACAGUUUGGCCGCCGGCUAUCGUCGAGUGGCAGCGGUGGUGUCGCUAACAGUUCUCUGCGGUGACAAUGUAAACUUAAAACUACGGCGCUACUACGCCUCUAAAUAUAAUUAACGCGAACCGUUCGCGCGUUCCGAGAUUCGGCGGUGAAUGGGACGCCCACCACCCUGCAACUUGCGGACGUCUUGGAGCGGGAAAGCGAUCAAUGUUCUCCCGUGUGUGUUCCCACCCCACCUCACCCCCACCGCGGGUGAUCGUAUUGCAUGGCAGCGCAACGCCUUAAUAACGUUUACCAAAUCGGGCGUUGCAGUUUGCUGUAAAUUCAACUUCGUGACGAGCUUUGAGCGAAACGGUUUUAAGUGGAAUGCAAUCUCAUUAAACUAUCGAGUCUUUUUUU